AUGUCCAAGCACAUCGAAGUCAUCGGUAAUAUGUUUGAUUUGCCCGCGGUGUAUCCCAUUUUCAACACUAAUUACCCAGAUACUUGGUUUGUGCAGUUCAAAAAUAUGCUUCGAAUGAAAGGGAUAACCAAGCGAACAACCUGGUUUUUCUACGCUGUCGCAGCACUACCGGCCCCGGUCAUAAGCCAAUUCAGCGAUAUUGCCGCUCAGCAACCAGACAACAACUCUUACGAGCGUCUCAAGCAGGCAGUCACCAGUCGUAACGCUGUAUCGCAAGAAAAGCGUUUUCACCAACUUUGGCCCCAGAUCGAACUUGUGGCUACGUUUUGCGUAUUCAUUCAUCCCAUUAUUGGCUGA
This is a messenger RNA of Rodentolepis nana, 357 nucleotides long. The record is from the annotation of a GenBank genome assembly. NCBI's taxonomy places the organism in Eukaryota, Metazoa, Platyhelminthes, Cestoda, Cyclophyllidea, Hymenolepididae.